AUGAAGAAAGAGACAGAGAAAACCGAAGACGAGAGGAAGACAACAGAUCAAACAAUCGAUGUUGAGAAAAACAAAACAGAGAAAGAGACAGAGAUAACCGAAGACGAGAGGGAGACAACAGAUCAAACAAUCGAUGUUAAGAAAAACAAAACAGAGAAAGAGACAGAGAUAAUCGAAGACGAGAGGAAGACAACAGAUCAAACAAUCGAAUCGGAUGUUGAGAAAAACAAAACAGAGAAAGAGACAGAGAAAAACGAAGACGAGAGGAAGACAACAGAUCAAACAAUCGAUGUUGAGAAAAACAAAACAGAGAAAGAGACAGAGAAAACCGAAGACGAGAGGAAGACAACAGAUCAAACAAUCGAUGUUGAGAAAAACAAAACAGAGAAAGAGACAGUGAAAACCGAAGACGAGAGGAAGACAACAGAUCAAACAAUCGAUGUUAAGAAAAACAAAACAGAGAAAGAGACAGAGAUAACCGAAGACGAGAGGGAGACAACAGAUCAAACAAUCGAUGUUGAGAAAAACAAAACAGAGAAAGAGACAGAGAAAACCGAAGACGAGAGGAAGACAACAGAUCAAACAAUCGAUGUUGAGAAAAACAAAACAGAGAAAGAGACAGAGAUAAUCGAAGACAAGAGGAAGACAACAGAUCAAACAAUCGAAUCGGAUGUUGAGAAAAACAAAACAGAGAAAGAGACAGAGAAAAACGAAGACGAGAGGAAGACAACAGAUCAAACAAUCGAUGUUGAGAAAAACAAAACAGAGAAAGAGACAGAAAUAACCGAAGACGAGAGGGAGACAACAGAUCAAACAAUCGAUGUUGAGAAAAACAAAACAGAGAAAGAGACAGAGAAAACCGAAGACGAGAGGAAGACAACAGAUCAAACAAUCGAUGUUGAGAAAAACAAAACAGAGAAAGAGACAGAGAUAACCGAAGAACAGACAAUCAGGUAUGAUAGUAUUGGAAAUAAUGAAGUGAAAGAAAAUUCCGAAAAAGAUGCAAAAGACAUUAAAAUGAGUAACAAAAUUGCUGGAAAGGAAACCACAUUUGCUGCAAGAAUCAGUGGAUUUUUUCGAUCCUUAUCAUGUAUCAAAAAGCAGAAGAAAAACAAAGAUGUGUGCUGA
Molecule: messenger RNA, 1128 nt
Organism: Mytilus trossulus (common blue mussel)
Lineage: Eukaryota; Metazoa; Mollusca; Bivalvia; Mytilida; Mytilidae
Product: transcriptional regulator ATRX homolog
Exons: 2
Coding region: 1-1128 (375 amino acids)
Source: RefSeq, a predicted model, not a curated record